AGUCCGCUCGCGGGGUCCCUAUUGGCCGCCCGCGGGCAGCCCUCCGCCGGGAAGGCGGUGAGGAGCCGAAGAGCUGCUCCCGAGCGGGAGCGGGAGCGCCCGGCCGAGCAGACGCCGGGGUGGACGCGCGGGAUCCGCACCCCCCCGCUCCCCGCCACUCGUCCCCUCCCUGCGCUCCCGCCGCCGCCCCGCUAGUCUCCGGCGCCCACGGUCGGCCUCCGACAGCUUCGGGAGGACUCGGGCAGCUCCUGGGCGCCCGGGGCUGGAGACUGAUGGAUGAGGGGCCCACGGAGGCGCAGGAGCGGUGGUGAUGGUGUGGGAAGCGGAGCUGAAGUGCGCUGGGCUUUGCUGAGGUGUGACAGUUUAUCAUGACUGUGUUCAGGCAGGAAAACGUGGAUGAUUACUACGACACCGGCGAGGAACUUGGCAGCGGGCAGUUUGCAGUCGUGAAGAAAUGCCGGGAGAAAAGCACCGGUCUACAGUAUGCCGCCAAGUUUAUCAAGAAGAGGAGGGCGAAGUCCAGCCGGCGGGGUGUGAGCCGCGAGGACAUCGAGCGGGAGGUCAGCAUCCUGAAGGAGAUCCAGCACCCCAACGUCAUCACCCUCCAUGAGGUGUAUGAGAACAAGACGGACGUCAUCCUGAUUCUAGAACUAGUGGCAGGUGGUGAGCUGUUUGACUUCUUGGCUGAAAAAGAAUCGUUGACUGAAGAGGAAGCAACCGAGUUUCUCAAACAAAUUCUUAAUGGUGUUUACUACCUGCACUCCCUUCAGAUUGCCCAUUUUGAUCUUAAGCCUGAAAACAUAAUGCUUUUGGAUAGAAAUGUCCCUAAACCUCGGAUCAAGAUCAUUGACUUUGGGUUGGCCCAUAAAAUUGACUUUGGAAAUGAAUUCAAAAACAUAUUUGGGACACCAGAGUUUGUUGCUCCUGAGAUAGUCAACUAUGAACCUCUUGGUCUUGAGGCAGAUAUGUGGAGUAUUGGGGUGAUAACCUAUAUUCUCCUAAGUGGGGCCUCCCCAUUUCUUGGAGACACUAAGCAAGAGACGUUAGCAAAUGUAUCUGCCGUCAACUACGAAUUUGAGGAAGAAUACUUCAGUAAUACCAGUGCCCUAGCCAAAGAUUUCAUAAGAAGACUCCUCGUCAAGGAUCCAAAGAAGAGAAUGACAAUUCAAGAUAGUUUGCAGCAUCCCUGGAUCAAGCCUAAAGAUACCCAACAAGCACUUAGUAGAAAGGCAUCGGCAGUCAACAUGGAGAAGUUCAAGAAGUUCGCAGCCCGGAAAAAGUGGAAACAAUCUGUUCGCUUGAUAUCACUGUGCCAAAGAUUAUCCAGGUCGUUCUUGUCCAGGAGUAACAUGAGUGUUGCCAGAAGCGAUGAUACUCUGGAUGAAGAAGACUCCUUUGUGAUGAAAGCCAUCAUCCAUGCCAUCAAUGAUGACAACGUCCCAGGCCUACAACACCUCCUGGGCUCAUUGUCCAACUAUGAUGUUAACCAACCCAACAAGCAUGGGACACCUCCAUUACUGAUCGCUGCUGGCUGUGGGAAUAUUCAGAUACUACAGUUGCUCAUUAAAAGAGGCUCAAGAAUUGAUGUCCAGGAUAAGGGUGGAUCCAAUGCUGUCUACUGGGCCUCUCGGCAUGGCCACGUGGACACCCUGAAAUUUCUCAAUGAGAACAAAUGCCCUUUGGAUAUUAAAGACAAGUCUGGAGAGACAGCCCUUCACGUGGCGGCUCGCUAUGGUCACGCUGAUGUGGUUCAGUUACUCUGCAGUUUUGGCUCUAAUCCCAAUUUCCAGGACAAGGAAGAAGAAACCCCCCUGCACUGUGCUGCCUGGCACGGCUAUUACUCUGUGGCCAAAGCCCUUUGUGAAGCCGGCUGCAAUGUGAACAUUAAGAACCGAGAAGGAGAGACUCCCCUCCUGACAGCCUCUGCCAGGGGCUACCACGACAUUGUGGAGUGUCUGUCUGAACAUGGAGCCGACCUUAAUGCCUCCGACAAGGAUGGACACAUCGCUCUUCAUCUUGCCGUGAGACGGUGUCAGAUGGAGGUCAUCCAGGCUCUCAUCAGCCAGGGGUGUUCCAUCGACUUCCAAGACAGGCAUGGCAACACCCCCCUCCACGUGGCCUGCAAAGAUGGCAACGUGCCCAUUGUGGUGGCCCUCUGUGAAGCCAGCUGCAAUUUGGAUCUCUCCAACAAGUAUGGACGAACGCCUCUGCACCUUGCAGCCAACAACGGGAUUCUGGACGUGGUCCGCUACCUCUGUCUGGCGGGCGCCAACGUGGAGGCGCUGACCUCGGAUGGGAAGACAGCAGAAGAGCUGGCUAAAUCAGAACAGCAUGAGCAUGUAGCAGGUCUGCUUGCAAGGCUCCGAAAGGAAACGCACCGAGGACUCUUCAUCCAGCAGCUGCGGCCCACACAGAACCUCCAGUCCAGGAUCAAACUGAAGCUGUUCGGCCACUCAGGCUCGGGGAAGACCACCCUGGUGGAGUCUCUCAAGUGUGGGCUGCUGAGAAGCUUCUUCCGAAGACGCCGGCCCAGACUGUCCUCUGCUGGCUCCACGAGGUUCCCGCCCUCACCCCUGGCAUCCAAGCCAGCAGGAUCCGUGAGCAUCAGCAACCUGUACCCGGGCUGCGAGCACGUGAGCGUCAGGAGUCGCAGCAUGAUGUUUGAGCCGGGCCUCACCAGGGGGACCCUGGAGGUGGUGGUGGCCCCGCCCCAGUACCCUCACUGUGCAGCCGAUGACCAGUCCACCAAGGCCAUCGACAUCCAGAAUGCCUAUCUGAAUGGAGUUGGUGAUUUCAGUGUGUGGGAGUUCUCUGGAAAUCCUGUAUACUUCUGCUGUUAUGACUAUUUUGCUGCAAAUGAUCCCACGUCCAUCCACGUCAUCGUUUUCAGUCUGGAAGAGCCCUAUGAGAUCCAGUUGAACCAAGUGAUUUUCUGGCUGAAUUUCUUGAAGUCUCUUGUGCCUGUUGAAGAACCCAUAGCCUUUGGCGGGAAGCUGAAGAACCCACUCCACGUUGUGCUGGUGGCCACACACGCUGACAUCAUGAACGUGCCUCGGCCAGCUGGAGGCGAGUUUGGGUACGACAAGGACAUGUCCUUGCUGAAGGAGAUCAGGAACAGGUUUGGGAACGAUCUUCACAUUUCAAAUAAGCUGUUUGUUCUGGAUGCUGGCGCGUCGGGCUCUAAGGACAUGAAGGUACUGCGAAGUCACCUGCAGGACAUUCGGAGUCAGAUUGUCGCGGUCUGCCCUCCGAUGACCCACCUGUGUGAGAAGAUCAUCUCCACGCUGCCUUCCUGGAGGAAGCUCAACGGGCCCAACCAGCUGAUGUCACUGCAGCAGUUCGUGUAUGAUGUGCAAGACCAGCUGAACCCCCUGGCCAGAGAGGGGGACCUCAGGCGCAUAGCCCAGCAGCUCCACAGUGCUGGCGAGAUCAACAUCAUGCAGAGUGAAACGGUCCAGGACGUGUUACUCCUGGACCCCCGCUGGCUCUGCACCAAUGUCCUGGGGAAGCUACUGUCCGUGGAGACCCCUCGGGCCCUGCACCAUUACCGGGGCCGCUACACCGUGGAGGACAUUCAGCGCCUGGUGCCCGACAGUGACGUGGAAGAGCUGUUGCAGAUCCUAGAUGCCAUGGACAUCUGUGCCCGAGACCUGAGCAGCGGGACCAUGGUGGACAUCCCCGCCCUCAUAAAGACAGACAACCUACACCGCUCCUGGACAGAUGAGGAGGAUGAAGGAAGGGUCUACGGGGGCGUGCGCAUCGUCCCUGUGGAACACCUCACCCCCUUCCCAUGCGGCAUCUUUCACAAGGUCCAGGUGAACCUCUGUCGGUGGAUCCACCAGCAGAGUGCCGAGGGAGAUGCAGAUAUCCGCCUGUGGGUGAACGGCUGCAAGAUUGCUAACCGCGGGGCCGAGCUGCUGGUGCUUCUGGUCAAUCACGGCCAGGGCAUUGAGGUGCAGGUGCGAGGGCUGGAGACGGAAAAGAUAAAGUGCUGCCUCCUGCUGGACUCUGUGUGCAGCACCAUGGAGAAUGUCAUGGCCACCACGCUCCCAGGGUUGCUGACGGUGAAGCAUUACCUGAGCCCCCAGCAGCUGAGGGAGCACCACGAACCCGUCAUGAUCUACCAGCCGCGGGACUUCUUCCGGGCGCAGACUUUGAAGGAGACUUCGCUGACUAACACCAUGGGCGGGUACAAGGAAAGUUUCAGCAGCAUCAUGUGCUUUGGGUGUCAUGACGUGUACUCGCAGGCCAGCCUAGGGAUGGACAUCCAUGCAUCAGAUCUCAACCUCCUGACCCGGAGGAAACUGUGUCGUCUGCUGGACCCACCCGACCCCAUGGGGAAGGACUGGUGCCUUCUGGCCAUGAACUUGGGUCUCCCUGACCUUGUGGCAAAGUACAAUACCAAUAAUGGGGCUCCCAAGGAGUUCCUCCCAAGCCCAGUCCAUGCCCUGCUCCGGGAAUGGGCCUCCUACCCCGAGAGCACGGUCGGCAUCCUCAUGUCCAAACUGCGGGAGCUGGGACGUCGGGAUGCGGCAGACUUCCUACUGAAGGCAUCCUCUGUGUUCAAAAUCAACCUCGAUGGCAAUGGCCAGGAGGCCUAUGACUCCAGCUGCAACAGUGGCACAUCUUAUAAUUCCAUCAGCUCCGUCGUGUCCCGGUGAGGGCAGCCUUUGGCUUGGGCGGGUGUCUUUGGACUGCAGAACGGGGGGAUGCAGCCCAUUGUCCCAGCGGAGAUUCAGGGUGCAUCCCUCACUGUGCCUGCAUCCUGAAGGUCCCCGCCCUCCCUCCUGCUUCACCUAUUUCUCUGCCACUACCUCCCUCCUCCCACACAUUCCACUGUGUGUGAACGUUCUUUCUAGUUACAGAGCAGACCACAGCCUGUCCUUUGGCCAAUUGAGAAGCCAAUGUCCCUCCUCCCUGUGUUCUAGAUCCAUCUCUGAUCCUCCAUCGCCUUGCUUCUUAUGGAUAAUUUUACUGGAAUUCCUAACUUCCCAAUGAAAUUUUUUAACUACUGUAUGAAUUGUCCUUAAAAAAAAAAAAAAAGCACAUUAGCCCAAAUGUAUAUUUCUUAUAGUCUUUUUCUUGUUAGACCAUGUCCUCCGCUUAUCUCUCUGAUGUUUGUAGAAAAGACUCCCAUGUAUGGAAUCUCAUGUUUGACUGAUAAAUAGACAACAUGUGAGGCCUUUGCAGAAGAGGGUGUGUUUGAGACCAUUCAGGUCAGCCAGGUGCUGUCGUGAAGGGAAUGCUCCCUCUCUGUCCCCUGCUGUCUGCUGAUUACCGCCUGAGGUGCUUCUCCCGGAGUUGUGGUUUUUCCAGUAAUUUUGUGUUUCAUUUCACAUGGAAAGGAGAGGAAGGAAUCCUCUUCUAGAGUGAUUUCACACACAGUGUUGUUUUCAUGUUAAGACACGUCCUUGCUGCUCUUGUUUAAACGUCAAUGUGCACGUCCACGUGGAACCCGCAAACUGUCCCACUGAUCAUUCCCACUCAUCUCAGGUAGAAGGUGACACAGCUGCAGGAAAGGAAGGUUUUGGGAGGACUCAGCAGAUCCCUGACUCACAAUUGGUGGCAGUCUGCUGUCAUUUGUGCAGAGCACAUGGUUUUCACACGUAGAUCCUGGUUCAAUAACUUCCUAUACUUGAAGUCUUAAAAGAUGAAGGAAGCCAGUUUUCUUGCAGUGAUUUUAAAUUGUGAUGCAAUUUUAAGUUGAAAUGAGGGAACAUGUCCUAAUUCUUCUGUCCUGAGAAGCAUGUAAUUUUAAUGUUACAUUACAUGUGUGUAUAUGUGUAUAUAUAUAUAUAUAUAUGCGCAUUAUGUAUAUACAUAUAUAUUAUUACAGGUAUUUUUACUUAAUCUAUACAAUGUAGUAAAAAGAUGUUGGUUUUUCUUUCCUGUUCUCUUUUUUUCUUUUCUUUUUUUAAAAAUAUAAAUAAACUAUUGCUUGUUGCAUUCGA
Hyaena hyaena (striped hyena) is the source of this 5951-nucleotide messenger RNA. RefSeq names its product death associated protein kinase 1 (gene DAPK1). The coding region runs from base 369 to 4661 and encodes 1430 amino acids. Gene Ontology annotation, cellular component: nucleus; cytoplasm. The record is from RefSeq and is a predicted model, not a curated record. Gene Ontology annotation, biological process: positive regulation of apoptotic process; intracellular signal transduction; protein phosphorylation. NCBI's taxonomy places the organism in Eukaryota, Metazoa, Chordata, Mammalia, Carnivora, Hyaenidae. The transcript has 26 exons. Gene Ontology annotation, molecular function: protein serine/threonine kinase activity; protein binding; ATP binding.